Messenger RNA from Striga asiatica, 3387 nucleotides. The record is from the annotation of a GenBank genome assembly. NCBI's taxonomy places the organism in Eukaryota, Viridiplantae, Streptophyta, Magnoliopsida, Lamiales, Orobanchaceae.
AAGGCAUGAAUUAUAGAGAGAGAAUACAGAAAGUAUAUAGAAGAGAUCCCAAAAACGUUUCUCAAUCAUUGUUCUGUAGCAAAAUGUGAAAGCUCACAGCUAAUUAUUAAAAAUGGCUGCUUUCCUUUCUUUGCUUUCACACUCCCUCCCUCCUAACUAACGAGUAACGACAUCAACACACAAAAAUACAUUUGUUCUUUGUUCUCCCAAAAAACAAUCGACUCUUAGGAGUAUUAAUUAAAAAGAAAAUCCACCUCACCCAAAACCACCCCCGACACGACAACACAUGGCGGCAGCCGUCGUCUUCCACCUCCUCGGCCUCCUCCUCUCCGCCGCCGCCGCCGCCGCCUCCGACGAACUCGAAACCCUCCUCCAAAUCAAAGCCGCCUUCCGAGACUCCAACCCCAAAUCAAUACUCGAUUCGUGGGCGACCGAUGCCCCCGCCUGCGAGUUCCCCGGAAUCACCUGCGAUUCCGGCGGCUCCGUCACCGGAAUCGACCUCUCGAGACAGAACCUCCACGGCCCGCUCCCCCUGAACCUCAUCUGCCAGCUCAGAUCGCUCGAGAAGCUCUCUGUCGGCGGGAACAAGCUCAGCGGCCGCGUGGCCGAGGAUCUCAACAACUGCUCCUCCCUCAACUACUUGGAUUUGGGGAUCAAUUUCUUCUCGGGCCCUUUCCCGGACAUAUCCGCCAUGACCGGGCUCGUCCAUCUGUACGCCAACGCCAGUGGAUUCUCGGGCCCUUUCCCGUGGACCUCACUCAACAACAUGACCAAUCUUCAGGUUCUGAGUCUGGGCGAUAACCCCUUCCAUCCGACCCCUUUCCCGCGUGAGAUUCUGAAUCUCACCAACCUCAACUGGCUCUACUUGACCAAUUGUAGCAUCGACGGCAAUAUCCCUGAAGAAAUCGGGAAUCUCGUACGGCUAAUUAACCUAGAACUAUCAAUGAAUAACAUCUCCGGCGAAUUACCCAGAGGCAUCACCAAACUCAAUACCCUCUGGCAGCUCGAGCUCUAUGAUAAUAGCUUAACAGGCGAAUUGCCUCCCGGAAUGAAAAACUUAACCAAUCUCGAGUUUUUCGAUGUCUCAACAAACAAUCUGCAAGGUAAUCUAUCCGAAAUCCGGUUUCUCAACAAGCUCAAGAGUCUGCAGCUUUUCGAGAACCAAUUCUCCGGCGAAAUUCCGGCAGAACUUGGGGAAUUCCGGAACCUGGUCAAUUUAUCCAUCUACACCAACAAGCUGACGGGCAAAAUUCCCCAGAAUCUCGGCUCGUGGGCAGAAUUCAACUACAUCGACGUGUCCGAGAAUUUCUUGACUGGCCCAAUCCCACCGGACAUGUGCAAAAGGGGCACCUUAAAGAUGCUCCUGAUGCUUCAGAACAACCUUAGCGGCAAAAUCCCGAGCAGCUACGCCAACUGCACAACAUUGCUCCGUUUCCGGGUGAAGGAUAACGGGCUCUCGGGCCGGGUCCCGGACGGGAUAUGGGGCUUGCCGAACGCCGAGAUAAUCGACAUCACCGAUAAUAACUUGGAAGGCCCAAUUACUUCCAAUAUACAAAACGCUAAGUCUUUGGCGCAGCUUUUUCUCGCUAACAACAGGCUCUCGAGCUCCCUCCCUCCCGAAAUCUCACAAGCCGCGUCUUUAGUAUCCAUAGAUUUGAGCAAUAACCGAUUCUCCGGCCUCAUACCGGACAAAAUCGGAGACUUGAAGCAACUCACCAGCCUCCAACUGCAGGGAAACAACUUUUCCGGCCCUAUACCAGACUCGUUAGGCUCCUGCCGCUCGAUCAACGAGAUAAACAUUGCCUUUAACGAGCUUUCGGGUCGAAUACCGGGCUCACUCGGCAACCUCCCGGCCCUCAAUUUUUUGAAUUUGUCAAAAAACCAUCUCUCGGGCCCCAUCCCUGAAGCCUUAGCCUCGUUGAGGCUUAACCUGCUUGACCUGUCGGGCAACGAGGCCUUAUGCUUCAACCCGUGCUCUAAAAAAUCAGGUGGGUCCCACGUCGGGAAACUCGUGCUCUGCCUCCUUCUGGCUUCUGUAAUAAUCCUUCUCGCGAUGCUUUCGGGUUUUUGCUUCGUCAAGAGAAAGCGCGAAAAUGUGGUGGUUGGACGAUCCUUAAAGGACGACUCGUGGUACGUGAAGUCCUUCCAGGCGUUGACUUUCACGGAGGACGAGAUUCUCGACUCGAUUAGACCGGAAAAUUUGAUCGGCAAGGGCGGCUCGGGUGACGUGUAUCGAGUCGCGGUUGGCAACGGGAAAGAAUUUGCCGUGAAGCACAUUUGGCACUCAGAUGAUUACAAAAUUGGGGGCUCGAGCUCGACACCCAUUCUGGGGAGACGUGGGCCCAGCAAGUACCGUGAGCUGGAGGCUGAGGUUCAGGCAUUGAGCUCGAUUAGGCACAUAAAUGUGGUUAAACUCUUUUGCAGCAUAAGUAGUGAGGGCUCGAGCUUGUUGGUGUAUGAGUACAUGUCAAAUGGGAGUUUGUGGGACAGAUUGCAUAACUGUAGGAAAUUGGAGCUCGAUUGGGAGACGAGGUAUGAGAUUGCGCUUGGGGCAGCUAAAGGUUUGGAGUAUUUGCAUCAUGGCUGUGAUCGACCCGUGAUUCACCGUGACGUGAAGUCGAGCAAUAUUCUCUUGGACGAGUAUUUGAAGCCGAGGAUUGCGGAUUUUGGGCUCGCGAGGAUUGUUCAGGAAAAUCCAAGUAAGGAGUCGACUUGCUUCAUUGCCGGAACGCAUGGGUAUAUUGCCCCAGAAUAUGCGUACACAAACAAGGUGAAUGAAAAGAGUGAUGUUUAUAGCUUUGGGGUUGUGCUUAUGGAGCUUGUGACGGGAAAAAGGCCUAUGGAGCCUGAGUUUGGGGAGAACAAAGACAUAGUUGACUGGGUUUGUGGCAAUCUGAAAACCAAAGAGACAGUAGCGAGCUUGGUUGACUUAGCCAUUCAUGAGAUUCAGAGAGAAAGUGCUAUCAAAGUUUUGAAAGUGGGCCUGCUUUGCACGGCCAGGCUUCCGUCUUUAAGGCCGACAAUGAGAACUGUGGUCCAUAUGCUGGAGGAGGCAGAUCCAUCUCAAUUUGUUGGCAUUCUUGUUACAAAAGAUGAAGGGGUUAAGUAGAAGAGUAAGAGGAGUUGGGUGGAGAAUGGGAGAGUUUUGAGAUUUGAUCCGAAAAUUUGGUACUUUCGUGACUUCGCUAUUUUGUGUGCCUGAGUUGGGUUGGGCGAUGGAAUAAUUUUGUUAAUAGUAAUCUUUUAGCCAAUAAAUUUGGGCAAUGUUACAUGUAUAAUUAUAGUAUAUAGUUGACAACAUUAAUUAGGUGUUCUAUAAAUUUUUAUCGAGUCAAAUUUUAGUCAUGCCACCUCAUGUUAUCAAUGUUGUACAAAAAAAAAAAAAAA